Hyaloscypha bicolor E is the source of this 836-nucleotide messenger RNA. RefSeq names its product cwf21-domain-containing protein. Bases 51 to 551 code for a protein of 166 amino acids. The record is from RefSeq and is a predicted model, not a curated record. The transcript is spliced from 2 exons. NCBI's taxonomy places the organism in Eukaryota, Fungi, Ascomycota, Leotiomycetes, Helotiales, Hyaloscyphaceae.
AGUUCCCCACCACCGAUUCCCCGUACCUACACACUUUACGAACCAAAACCAUGUCCUCAAACGUUGGUCUCAGUACCCCAAGAGGCAGCGGCACAUCCGGCUAUGUCCAGCGCAACCUCGCACACCUCAAGCCCCGCGAUUACGGCAAGCCUUACUCGACAGACCUCGAAAGCUUAAAGCACCGGCAACGGCAACCUGACAAGGAGAUCUUGGAACACGAUAGGAAGCGCGAUGUUGAGGUUAAGGUUUUCGAGUUAAGAGAUCGGUUGGAAGAUGAAGGUGUCGACGAAGAAGAAAUUGAAGCCCAAACAGACGCACUGAGAAAGAAGCUACUGAAAGAGAGUGAGAGGGGCGGUGGACCAGGCAAGAAAGGGCUCAAGAUGCAUCAGGUACAUGAGCUGGCGGAGGCGAAGAUUAAGCAGGAUGAUAGGUUUCGGAACGCGUUGGGGAUUAGGAAGGAUUAUGUGGAGGGGGGCCAUUGGAAGAAGCAGGAGGAGAAGUUGAAGGCUGCUGCGGAGAAGGAGAGCCAGGCGAAGGAUGAGGAGAAGUGAGGAUUGGGGAUGGAGCUAUGGUGUGCAUUGUUAGGUUUGGUGUUUGGCGUUUCUGGAUGCAUAAGGGGGACAUUUGAGGGGCUUCGGGAAUUAGGGACGUGGAGUCUGUCAUACGGAGCCUCUGCUGUCUUGAGCGAUAACACGCUGAAGGUGCGAACGAAUCCCGGAUUUCUUUUUGUCAUACCAGUCUAAGUACCUCACAGUUUAUGCCUCUUCUCCCCACUCGCAAUCUUCCUGAACUCCUCCUGUGGAAUUCCCGCGUUAAAUCUCUCCAACCCAGCAAAA